Erpetoichthys calabaricus (reedfish) is the source of this 508-nucleotide messenger RNA. RefSeq names its product histone H2A-like. Gene Ontology annotation, molecular function: DNA binding; protein heterodimerization activity; structural constituent of chromatin. Lineage: Eukaryota; Metazoa; Chordata; Cladistia; Polypteriformes; Polypteridae. Bases 82 to 468 code for a protein of 128 amino acids. Gene Ontology annotation, cellular component: nucleosome. The record is from RefSeq and is a predicted model, not a curated record. The transcript has a single exon.
GCCCAAAGGACGCCUUUAUAAAAGCGCAACGCUAACGACCUGGAUCAUUUUAUAGAAGAGAACUGAAGAUUGUUUGUUAAGAUGUCUGGAAGAGGAAAGACUGGUGGCAAAGCACGCGCCAAGGCUAAAACUCGGUCUUCCCGAGCUGGUUUACAAUUCCCAGUCGGCCGUGUUCAUAGGCUCUUGAGGAAAGGCAAUUAUGCCGAGCGUGUUGGCGCUGGUGCUCCCGUUUACUUAGCUGCUGUCCUCGAAUAUCUGACCGCUGAAAUUCUUGAGUUGGCCGGAAAUGCUGCCCGUGACAACAAGAAAACCAGAAUCAUUCCUCGCCACUUGCAACUAGCAGUGCGUAACGAUGAAGAGCUCAAUAAAUUGCUGGGUGGUGUGACCAUCGCCCAGGGUGGUGUGCUGCCUAACAUUCAGGCUGUGCUUCUGCCCAAGAAGACCGAGAAACCAGCUAAGAGCAAGUAAGAUAUGUUCAUCAACACCAACGGCUCUUUUCAGAGCCACC